Tachysurus vachellii is the source of this 3894-nucleotide messenger RNA. It is a transcript of the gene reep3a, whose product is annotated as receptor accessory protein 3a. The record is from RefSeq and is a predicted model, not a curated record. Gene Ontology annotation, cellular component: cytoplasmic microtubule; endoplasmic reticulum membrane; endoplasmic reticulum tubular network. The transcript has 8 exons. Gene Ontology annotation, molecular function: microtubule binding. Gene Ontology annotation, biological process: endoplasmic reticulum tubular network organization. Lineage: Eukaryota; Metazoa; Chordata; Actinopteri; Siluriformes; Bagridae. The coding region runs from base 124 to 852 and encodes 242 amino acids.
AUGUAGUGACUCUGAUGUGAUUUGGAACACAGGCAGAGAUAACUUCCCUUAUCCCACCUUAAACGUUGUUUGUCGCUUCGGGAAAGGGAGUCUAGUUAAACUGGAAGGCGACAGGAGGAUAAAAUGGUUUCGUGGAUUAUAUCCAGAGUUGUUGUGCUUCUCUUUGGCACACUUUAUCCAGCAUAUUACUCCUACAAAGCAAUCAGGACCAAGAGUGUAAAAGAAUACGUGCGAUGGAUGAUGUACUGGAUCGUGUUUGCUCUCUAUACCGUAGCCGAGACAGUCGCAGACCUCUCCAUAGCUUGGUUUCCGCUGUACUACGAGUUAAAAAUGUUUGUGGUGAUGUGGCUGGUGUCACCGUACACCAGAGGAGCAGGUCUGAUCUUCAGGAAGUUCCUGCACCCGCUUCUGGCCUCAAGAGAAAGGGAGAUAGAUGAUUACAUCGUGCAAGCCAAAGAGAAGAGUUACGAGACCGUCGUGAACUUUGGAAGGCAAAGCCUCAGUGUCGCUGCUUCAGUCGCCGUCACUGCUGCUGUCAAGGGACAGGGUGCCAUCAGUGAGCGCCUAAGGAGCUUUAGUAUUCCUGACCUCACCCAGGUUCCUACCGGCCAAUCAGCAUUAGGGAAACCCGUGAAGCUGACCCAGGGCUCUGAAUACGAUCAGGCAGGACACGGGGAGGAAGUAGACGGAACGUGUUCAGAGGACGACUCAUCGUUGAAGGGUCUGCGUAGAACUCAGAGUGUGAAGAUGAGUCGUGCCAAAGUUAUACGCAAAGAGUCUCGUUACGGCUCCCUGAAAAUGAAAACCAGGAGGAGGCCAGUGAUUGCUGCCAACACUUUUGAACAGCCAUGACCAAAAGAAAAACACCCCGGGAACCAGCUUGGAUCAUCCAAUUAGGCAAGACCACAAAACCUUUACACGAACAAGCCAAGUCUUUUUGAAUCACACUCUCGAGGACCCUCUGUAUGAACAGGCCUGGUCAUUAUGUGUCACUCUGCAAAUCUUCCAUGAAAAGUCAUCAGUAACACCCACUAAACAGCCACGAAACCGCCCAGGUACAGUACCAACAAGCCGAGUCACUCAGCACACACUCGAGUUGUGGUAUGAACAGAGCCGUUUAUCCUGCAACACACCCCAUGGGAAACCUCUGUAUGAAAAGGUCUCUUCAGUCUGUAAAACAUGGAUGGAGGCCUAUUACAAAGAAGACCAGAUUGUGCAAUUAACACACCACAUUCCACAGAAGUAUCUGUACCAACAGGCCUGGUCAUUCUGUUACAUGCCACUGACGUCUGUGCUACAGAAGGUUUGUCGGACAUGGCUGUUUCACCUAAAAGACACCUAAAGAGCCUCUGUGAACAGUCCUGAUCAUCAACCAAUACUUUAGCAUGAUAUAAAAAGCCUGGUCAUUCUGUAACACCUUACAGGGAGCCUCCAUAUGGACACAGCAGAUCAUCCCUCCAUGUUAACAAGUCGUGUCAAUCUAGAACACACAGAAGAAGCUUGAACUUAAGAACCUCAUGUCCGACAAACCUAACACUCACAACCCGUGUCUGUAGAACAGAGUAUCAUCUUAAAAGACACCCAAAGAGUCUCUGUGCACAGUCCUGAUCAUUACAAAACAAACUAAAUCAAAGUACGUAUUGGGAAAAUCCCUAGCAUUACAUAACGGAAAUGUGUAGUCACUGCAUGAAGAAGCUUCGUCAAUCUGUAACACGCUUGGAGUAUCUAUAUGGACAGGCUUCGUCAUUCCGUAACACACACCUGGGGAUCUUCUGUAUGAAGGAGUUUCCUAAUUCUGUAAAACACUUGAAAAUCCUUUAAAUUAAGGGGCUUUGUCAUUACACAACACACUAGAGGAUCCUCUCCUCUUCUCCUAUAUACAGUAUGAAUGGGCUUCUUCAUUCCAGAUCAAACCCAAGGAGCUUAUAAUUAAUAGAACAGGCUUCAUCGAUCUGUAAUAAACGUCCGAGGAGUUUCUAUACGAGGAUUCAUGAUAAACACUUGUCCAGUUAGCUCCUUAACUCACCCUAGAGCCUAAGGUAUAAAACCUAUCACAGGUGUUUAUCAUUAAUCCCUCCCCUUUAUAUUCAGAUCAGCACAGGUCGAAAAUGCUGGACUGGUAUAAAACGACACGUGGCAAACACACCAUCAUCAUACGUGACAUUGGCUGACAAUUUUCUUUAUUUAUUCAGCGCUUUGUCUCUUAGACUCGUUGUUUCCCAUCUUGAAGCACUUUCUUACCUAUAAUGGGACACAUGGCAUAGCAACAGCUUUUAAAUCGAUUAGAGUGUGUAUCAGAUCCGUUCAUACACCGGCACAUAAAGAUCUUAUUUAUUUACUAAUAUUUACACCCAGAACCAAAAUAGUAAAACUAGCAUGCUUGUAUUUUACAAUAAUUCACUACGCAUUGAGGAAACAAUCCAUGAAUUACUAAUCUUUAUUCACGUUUCAUGGAUAACGCUCUUUUAUUUUUUUCAUCGGUUAGGUAGCUGUAACUCCAUUGUUUUGUUGCAAUACCAAAAAAAUGCCUUUAAUUCCUCAUUAGGGCUUAUUAAACAGUUUCAGGUGUACUGUUUUAACAUUCCUGAUAUUCAGCACUUACCUGUUUGUCUCAAACGUUCGCAAGUCGCGACGCUUUGGAUUGUUUACAAUUUAUUAUUUGUGUAUUUUUUUUUUUUUAUUUUAUCGUGUGUUAUUGCUUAAUUUAUGACACGUGCAGAUAAUUAAAUGAUAAACACAAUAUUUUGUCACGGUUCGAGAUUCGCACUAAAUCAGACCCAUGUGCACGAUUAAAAUUCUUUGUUUUAAUUAACCAAAAAACUAACAACAUAAACGACUCGAUACGUGAAUACUUGAAAACGUGGUUAAAAAAUAAAAAACAAAACUCAACAAGACAGAAACAAACAGGUGUAAAUAAGGCAACGAAUAAUUAAGAACAGGUGAUAUAGCACAUGACACUCAACUGGGAGUAAUGAUCCACCCGCCGGCGCGCCCUCUAGUGGACUGUCAGUGAAUUGUCCCAAUAGUUCAUUACAUUCAUUUCAAAACCAUGUAAUUCACAGAUAUCCCAUAAUUCUGUUCACCGGAUGAGAAUUUCCUACGAGAACUAUGGCAGAACCACGUGGAAGAAAAAGAAUAAAUAAUAUAACGUGUACAAACAAUGUGUACAAAUCAAAACCAUACAUAUGUAACACAAAAAAAAAAAUUGUGAAUUUUGUCAUUUUCAAUUCGAGACUCUUACUGUUUUUUUUUUUUUAUUAAACAAGUACUACACAACAAAAAUUAACACAUUUCACUGAAAUCUUAUUUUAUUAAGACUCUCGAGACAACACUGACAUCAUCUUCUCAGCAGAUAUAAAACUCGUGUUUCACGUGUGAGUGUAAACCAGUCGUAAUUUUUAAAGAUCUUACAACCAAACCCGUGUCGUAUCUGGACACAAAUACAGGAUCACUCAGUAAAUUAAGGGUCAGUGAACGUGGUUUUGUUCUGAUUGUUCAAAAUCGUGACAGUUAUUUAGUUUGAAAUUCUUGGACUGAUUAUAAACUGUACUCACAUUUAUUUUUAUUUUGUGAAGACCAAAAUACUGUAUGUUAUAUGUAAGCGUGUAAUAUUAUAUUGUUAGUGUCGAACUACAGUGUUGCACCGUUUGGUUUUCUCGCCUAACUUUCUGUCCCAUAUUCCUCUUCGGUCAAACAUUAAAAUUUGCUGUUGGACCGAGAUGCUUUGUGAAAUGACACUUUGUCGAUUGAGUUUGUUGCAAGUUAAAGGAGAGUGUAAGAAAGAGAGAAAACACUAACCUGAUACGACACGUGCUUGAGCUCCACGUCCACCAGCACACCCAGUCAGAGACCGGAAUGUCUUUGAAUAAACUGUUAAAUAAAGUUGUUUUAGAA